Oryzias latipes (Japanese medaka) is the source of this 1992-nucleotide messenger RNA. RefSeq names its product myristoylated alanine-rich protein kinase C substrate a (gene marcksa). Gene Ontology annotation, cellular component: actin filament bundle; cytoplasm; plasma membrane. Gene Ontology annotation, molecular function: actin filament binding; calmodulin binding. NCBI's taxonomy places the organism in Eukaryota, Metazoa, Chordata, Actinopteri, Beloniformes, Adrianichthyidae. Gene Ontology annotation, biological process: actin filament organization; central nervous system development. The record is from RefSeq and is a predicted model, not a curated record.
GCGUUGGACUCCGCAUCUUUUGACGAGCGGAAUUCCUGCCUCUGCAGCCCGUUUGCAGCGCCGCGGAGCCCGACGGGGAUUUUCGGUGUCCCGCUGACUCAGCCUGAAGCUUCCCGCCACUCCAGCUGGACUCUGCUUUGGUUUUCCUCUGAACUUUCUCUGUGUUCGGGAAGACAGACGCCAGCGCGGGGGGAGGCGGCAGCGCGGAGCUUUGCAUUUCAAUAAAGAAAGAGAGGCUCGCGAGUCUUUUUGUCCCGUGGAUCUCCUGGUUGGAGCCGAAAGUUAUGGGAGCGCAAGAGUCCAAGACCCCCGGGGGCGUGGAGACGGGAGUGGAGAAAGCCGGAGAGGCUGCUGCGUCCCCCUCCAAGGCCAACGGACAGGAAAACGGCCACGUCAGAGUGAACGGGGACGCUUCUCCUGCUGCAGCAGAGGAGGGGAAAGAGGCGCCUCAGGCCAACGGGGCUGCGCCGGCCGAAGACAGCCCCAAAGAGGAGCCAGGGAAGGCAGAGGCCACCCCUGCUGAGACAGGGGUUGCAGGUGGGGAGAAGGCGGAGGGGGAGGCAGGAGCCAAGGCGGACAACAGUGCAACUCCCUCCACCAGCAAUGAGACCCCGAAAAAGAAAAAGAAACGAUUUUCCUUCAAGAAGUCUUUUAAGCUGAGUGGCUUUUCCUUCAAAAAGACCAAAAAGGAGACAGGCGACGGUGCUGAAAACGAGGAGGAGGCGGCAGGAGCAUCUGCAGAGGGGACCAAGACUGACAACCAAGAAAAACCUGCGGAGGACAAGCCAGCAGAGGGGGGCACAGAACCUGCCAAGGAGGAGGCAGCUGAAAGGGAGAAGCCUGCAGAUGAGCCAGAGAGUGAGGAGAAACGUGUUGAGGAGGCCCCCAAAGCAGAGGAGGCUCCAAAGGUUGAGGAGGCCCCCAAAGUGGAGGAGGCCCCCAAAGCAGAGGAGGCCCCCAAAGUGGAGGAGGCUCCUAAAAUAGAGGAGGCCCCCAAAGUGGAGGAGGCUCCUAAAGUGGAGGAGGCCCCCAAAGUGGAGGAGCCCCCCAAAGUAGAAGAGGGUCCCAAAGAGGAGGAAGCACCAAAAGCAGAGGAACCCUCGCAGGAAGCAGCAUCAGAAGCUCCAGCCUCUGUGCCUGAGGCAGAUCAAUAAAUGGCAAAAGAAGAAGAAGGAAUUAUCCCAAAAAUCAGAAAAGACUUCCCUGUUUGUGUCAAAGAAUUCACCUGAAAACCAGGAGGUUUUAAAGUUUUUUCUUCUCUUCAUCUCUGAUUUCUCCUCCACCUUACAAAACCCACCCCGGUCCUUUGGGCCGGGACGGCGGGCGGCUUCAGAUCCAAAACUUCCACAUUUGCCACACAUUUUUGCAUCAGUAUUAAUUUUUCUUUUUUGACACAACAUUGGAAAUGGCACGCCGGCGGGGAUGAAACGGGCGGGCCUUCCGCUGUCAAUGGAGGAAGAACAGAAACUCUGCGGGAUCCACAACACUAAGCCUUCAGAGUCCAGGACGUGGCCCAGAGUGCUGUGCAGGACAGCACACCUGCCCACAGGAACUCCUCACUUCUCAUUGGCUGUGAUUCAAAUAGGCGUUUAUUGUUUAUUGUUGGUUUUCUGACUUUGAUGAAAAUGUAAGUAUGUAUAGGAACCUUGUUUUUAACUGUGAUUAUUGUACAAAGACAGAUCUGGAUCUCUAGGAGCUACGAAGUUUGCAGCCGUCAUUCUUCUGUCAAAUACCAGCAGAGACACUCAAACAGCCACACAGAGAGGAGCUCUCACUGACUGACUGGGACUUUUCUGUCCACUGGACUCAGAUCUGUCGGAUGCAAAUGUUGCUGUAGCAUCAUGUAACUUUUUUUGUUUCUCUUCUUUUGUAAAUAGUGCAGAGGCUUUGACAGAUUCCGCUUAGAGGUGGAAUGUUACAUCCUCCUGCUUCAGGUGUUUGGGUUUUCACUAAAAGCAAAAAAAAAAAGGAAUAAAUCUGAAUAAAAUUUGA